AUGAUGAUUUCCCGCAAUGACUCGGCUAUUAUUGGUGAUUUUCUUAACGAUUCUGCUGUUACAGUUGACUCUUGUUUGUCCAGCUCCGGCGAUGUUAGCGGAGCAGACAGGCCGAUUGUGGCCGGAUUCAUCCUUGUGUGCUCGUUGAUUGCUAUUCAUUUUACUUAUUUCGUCAUAAAUAUGUCCAUAGCGGGUCUGCUCUUUACGACGAACAAUCUCUGGAUAGCGGUCCCAUGCACACUUAAUAAAUGCGGAUUCGUCAGUACGGACUUGUCGAUGGUACUGUUGGCAACGCCGAACACGAUAGCUUACUUUGGUUAUCUGCUCACAGGGAUGACUUUCACCGUCUAUCGGUUCGGAGUGAUUAUGUCAACAAAUUUCAGUGACAAAAAGUUUAUCAUCAAGGUGUUGCUCGCAUUUCCAUGGUUGCUCACGUUAUUCAUGACGUUUGGUACGACGACGAUGGGUUGCUUGAAGCGAUUCAACCGAUACGCUCUUAGAUAUACGUACGACUGCUCCACUUGUGAAAUUUUAUUCGGAUUCACCUUCAUGGACGUGAAUUUUUAUUUUGGUCAAGGAAUUCCAGUGCUGAUGAUUGCCGCCCACAUAUACAUUUUAGUAUCUGUAUAUCGAAGACGUAAGCAGGCAGUUGCCUCUCAACAACGCAAUACGCUUUUCGACUUCAAAUUGGCUAUCCAGUUCACCGUUAUAUGCCUUUCUCAGAAUAUGUCAGCUUUAUUAUUCUUCUUCGUUCCCAAAAUCGGUGGAAACUCCGUCUGGGGUAAUGUCGCCAUAAAUAUCAUAGCGAAGGUUCGAUAUCGAAACCAUGUACCUAAGCAAAGAUUAAAAUCUGGUGGGAAAGUUGAAUAUGGUCGUUUUCGACCACAAUCUUUACAUGAUGAAAGCUCGAUCCGAUCAACAUUACUGUUAAUCCUCUUGUUCUGCUCCUAUUCAACCAGCAAGUUCACCAAGGAAUUCGAUCCAUCUUCUAUGGGAAAAGGAGAACGGUGA
Cooperia oncophora is the source of this 1011-nucleotide messenger RNA. The record is from the annotation of a GenBank genome assembly. Lineage: Eukaryota; Metazoa; Nematoda; Chromadorea; Rhabditida; Trichostrongylidae.